UCGUAGUGUGAAGAGUGUCCUCUUAGUUCACUCCUUGACGUCCUUGUUUUGCUCCAACUCUAUAACCGUUUCUGCCUAAGAAGCAGUAACGUCUGCAAAAGAAUCAUUUAUUCUUAAUUACAUUUGUAAAUAAUUUUUCGAGCGUGAUGAUGAAUAAUCAACAUGGUAAAGACUAUACUUGUGCUAGUGGUGUUAUUAACAGAACUUCUUAGUAAACUCUCAGGUCAUCCCUUGCUUUUGAUAUCAACAACAAGAGAUGUUCGUGUUGUUGAUGCAGAAAAACCAGAUGGCCAGCCUCUCAACUCUCCUAUUUCAAAGUUUAUUGAGCCUGAGGCCCAUGUGUAUUUGGACUAUCACUUCAACAAGAAACUCAUCUGUUGGACUGAUGUGCUCCAGCAAACUCUACAGUGUGUUCAGCAAACCACUUCUGAGCCUCUUAGAACAUUGUUUGUGCAAGAGGUAGCAGGACCUGAAGGUAUUGCAGUGGACUGGGUGAGCAAUGUAGUAUACUGGGCUGACAGUAAGAGGGAGCAAGUGGAAGUUGUUGCACUCCAGCCUCCACACCACCGGCGCAUCCUCUACUGGCAGGACUUGGCACACAUCAAUGCUAUUUGUGUAGCUCCACUCAAUGGCUUGCUGUUUUGGAGCAUUGGUGAGAAGGCAGCUCGUAUUGAAGUCGCCAGCAUGUCUGGUAGUGACGAAAAUUACAGUGAGAAAGACUCGCUGGUUCGUCGCACUCUCGUGUCACGCAAUAUUGUAUGGCCCAAUGGCCUUACUCUUGACACAGAGCAAUGCUUGGUCUACUGGGCCGAUGCCAGCAAAGAUAAACCAGCCAUUGAGGCCAUUUCCUUUGAUGGUCUCAAUCGAAGAACAAUUCUGGGUUCAGGCUUGCAACAUCCUUUUGCUCUCAGUCUUUACCAAGGAACACUUUUCUGGACCGACUGGGAAACUCAGCUCAUUCACUCGUGCUCGAUAGGAAGAAAGGGUGUCUGCAACCCUUCUCGGACCGUCAGCAAAACAAAGUCUACUAAGUAUGUUCGCGUGUAUGAAGAGGAUCUUCAAAGAAUUUAUAAUUGCAAUUCCACAUCUUCAUCUUGCGCUGGAAAAGAAGAGGAAAUUUUUUCUCCUUGCACCGGUGUGCCUUGCUCCCAUAUGUGCCUUUUAACAUCCGUGGGUCUGGUGUCUCAUGAGCAUCAGUCUCCAAAUUCCAACAACAUCAGUGUAUUAGAAGACGAUCCUGGGUCUACAGACCAAAGUGCUCCAAUAUGUUUAAGUCGUGCUAGGGCGCAGUGCGCAUGCCCAACAGGAGUUACCUUGAAGGACGCAUUCACCUGCAAUGACGGUCCCUCAACUUACCUAUUGCUUGCUAGAGCCACUGGCCUCUACACCGUCAGUCUUGACACUGCACAACACUGGGUUUUGCCUCUGGAUCCUCUCGGUACCUACAAUGCUACAAAAAAAGCAGCCACGAGCAUUGACUACGAUCCUGCUGAGCAAGAAAUUCUUUGGGUGGAUAGCGAGAACGCAGCAGUGAGAGCCACGCGCCGCAAUAGCAGCACGGGAGCCCUCACCACGCGCACGGUGAUGACCAACGUCUCCAGCUCUCCAGGUUUCGCUCUUGACACCCGCGGUCGCAAUUUCUACUGGACUGACGAAAACAGACGCUGCAUUUUCGCUGCCUCCAUGGACGGCUCGGCACGAAUGGCCAUUGUGUGGACGUACUUGGAGCGUCCACGGGCCAUCAUCGUCCACGCAUCGCACUCUCUGCUGCUAUGGACGGACUGGGGCGACGAGCCUAAGAUCGAGCGCUCUGACCUAGACGGCGGCGGCAGGACGGCCAUCGUAACCGAGGACAUCAUCUGGCCCAACGCCUUGGCUGUGGACGACUCGUACCUCUACUGGGCCGAUGGAAAUACCAACAAGAUAGAGUGCUCCCGCCUGGACGGCAGUAUGCGACGUACCGUCCUGGGAGAAGGUGCGCAUCGCUUCUCCUCCCUCACUCUGCUGCACGACGUUCUUUAUUGGGUUGAUUCAAGCCAGAGAAGCGUGGGCAGCGUUAGAGUUGAUGGGAGCAACUCGCAUGAGCUGCUGCGUAAUGUUGCAGGCAUUUUCGAUAUCAAGGCGGUGCAGCGGGAGCAAGCAUUGCCUACCGGUGAAGACCGCUCCACAGCGGGCAGCAGCACCGGUACCAGCACUAGCAGCAGCACCAGCACCGGUACCAGCAUCACCAGCAGCAGCAGCACCAGCGCGCCGUGCGCGGACAACAAGGCUGGGUGCUCGCACCUCUGCUUCCACUCCGCUACCGCCCCCGGGGGAUACACCUGCCGGUGUCCCUCCAACUUGGAGCUGAGCAGCGACGGACAUACCUGCCUUCCUCGGCCGCCGUCAGGAGGCGCGUUCCUGCUCUACUGUGGCAGCAAAGGCGGAGGCGUCCAUCGCCUCAGUCUCAGCGCCCCCUACCGCUCCCAGCCUCUGCCUCUGACGCCUUUCUCCGCCUGCGGGAGCGUGGCAUACGACCCAGUUUCUGGGACAGUGUACCGCACGGACCCACGAAGCAAGCUCAUCAGCAGGGCCAGGCUGGACGGCAGCGACAGCGUCGUCGUCGCCAAGUACGGCCUCAUGCUGCCCAAAGCCGUCGCUGUGGACGCCUUAAAUAGGAACCUAUACUGGAUUGACAUGUUACUAAAUAGGCUGGAAGUGUCUCGCCUGGAUGGAUCAUCGCGACGAGUUCUGCUGUGGCGACAUCUGCACAACCCUUCCAGCAUCACCAUCGACGCCGCCGGCCGCGCGCUCUAUUGGUCCGAGCUCGGCAGCUCCUCUGGCGUGAUCAAGAGGUCGGGGCUUGACGGGUCAGAUGUGCGCGAGAUCAUCACCGGCCUCGGCAACAACGUUGCCCUCACCGUCAGCAGAGCGAGAGAACCACCAUCGCAGUUGGACGUCACUCGCCUCUACUGGAGUGACGCCGAACGCGGCAAAAUAGAGACGAGCCUCACUGACGGCAGUGACAGAAGGGUUCUGGUGUCGGAUGUGUCGGGGUGUACAGGAGUGGGCGUGUGGGGCGGGCGCGUGUACUGGGCACAGCGCGCCUCGCACGCCUACACGCUGCUCGCCGCCAGCGCCGCUACGGGCCAGCAGCGUCAAGUUGUUAUGAGUGGCCUGAACGUCACGGAUCUGGUAUUUUCAAUUGCCGAACCGUACGACGUGAUUGCGGCGGCCGUUCAAAACACGCCUGUAAGUUCCUGCCUGCCUGACACUGGCGUCAACUGCUCCCACCUUUGCCUGCCGCCGCCGCUGGUUCCUUACAAACGACCGCGACGCAACGAUCGUCAUUCUUUCAUACAAGAUGACAAUGAUAAGACAAUGCAGUCGUCGAGCUUAUCAGAGAAAAGUCUGCGGUUCUCUGAAGAUAUGAGGAAUGGAAGAUAUGAAUUGUCGUCCGAUAAUGUCAGUAGUUCUUCAGACAAUCUGAUCUGGCCGACUAUACCUCGAGUUUCAAAGCUGAAGCGAAGCAUACCGGCCUCCCUGCAGUCUCGGUCCAUGACGGCUUUCGAAAUUCCCGAGAUGAAAGACCCAGCGCCUAGUCCUUGUUUCUGCCCUACGCAUUACACGUUUGAUGCUAACCGCAACUCUUGUCUGCCCCCGACCUCGUUCUUGAUAUUCGGCCAGAGCGGCAGCAUCAGCAGGUUGCUGGACGUGCCUCCUUCUCAGUCGGACGUCUCAGUGCCGACGUCUCAGUCGGACGAGUGUCCUACGGUGCAGUUAGCACUGCGCGGGGUGCGCAGCGUUGGUGCAGUGGCUUACGACUCGACCACCGAUACCGUCUACUGGCUUGAUUCCAGGAAUAAGAAGAUUUUGGCUUCUCAGGAGUACGUCAACAAGAAACAAGUUGUAGUUGACAACCCUGGUGCUACCGCUCACCCAUACUCCAUAUCGCUUGACCACGUCACCGGUCUGCUCUUCUAUUCCUGCGCCAAGCAGGACGUUAUCAACGUCACGCGCCAGAGCAUUACCAAAGACAGACAUUUCCUGUAUUCGGUCCUUGGUACAGUGGUGGGACUUGCAGACGACAAGCCACGUUCUAUUGCGGUGCACUCAUCCCUCCGUCGUCUGUUCUUCGUGAACAUGGCUCGAUCAGCCCACAUAGAGACGUGUCGACUGGACGGAUCAUUGCGCUCAAUAAUCGUCACGGACGGACUCAAUGAACCUACUGCCCUUGCGGUUGACGAGUCGCUUCCUGUUCGAGGUAGCCCACUGCCCAGACUCUUCUGGUACGAUGUCAGGCCAAACAGGGUGGAGAGCGUCGAAAUGGAUGGCAGCAAUAGACGCGUCUUGGUAUCUGGCGACCUUGAGCGCGUGGUUGCGAUCUCAGUUCUCGGUGAAUGGCUGUACUGGGUGGACGAAGGAGCUAACGCCAUCCGCAGGGGCUUGAAGACGCGUCCCAACGCCACUGCCAACACAGUGUUGGGCAGACUCAGUCAGCUCGUGGACAUAACCUCAAUAGACACCCAUCAGACGUCACGGCAUCACCCGUGCUUGAGCAACAGCGGCAACCAGUGUAGUCAGCUGUGCCUGAUGGCGAGCGAGGAUGACAGGGCAGGAGGAGUCUCUGAUGACCGCUUUCGCUCAAAUUUCGACAGUUCGGCCUCAACUUCUUGGCGACCGCCUGUGGAUACACAACAACCCAUGCGCCGGUUUUCAAGUCGGGAUGCUCAAAUUGAUCCAUCUUCACACACGGCUGAUGCACGAGUUUCGGAUCAGCAACAAGCGCUCCGUGGAGCAAGCAAAUCGCGGCUACUGUUGCAGCACUCAGACGAUGUUUACGAUCCGUACGCUGCUGCCUCUACUGGCACACUUGGAGAAGACCUAACCAAACGAAUACCUUACGAUUCUUUAAAAAAUAAUCUCGAUAUCACAUCUGGCAGAAUGCAUUAUGCUGGAAGCCUAAAUGGUAUGAGCCAGCCAGGCGGUUAUACUCCAAGCCUUUCGUUGGUCCCAGGUCAUUCAGCUCACAGCUCAUCACGAGUCCCUCUGGGCUCGUGUGGCUGUGUGCACGGCGAGGCCGUUGACGACAGUGGUUGGCACUGCCAGCCUUGUAGCCGCGAACAUUUCCCCUGCACUAACUUGAAUCUUACUUGUGUGCCACUUCGUUACAGGUGUGACAACGCAUCUCAUUGCGAAAACGGAUGGGAUGAGUUACAGUGCAGCUCGUGUUUAGGUCUCGGGUGCGCCUCUCCUCCGCAGUUCACCGAUCGGUUCACGCCCCCGGGGACGACUAAUAAGACGGCACCGAUCGUGUGGGUCAUCGUGUGCAUUGUCGUCCUCCUCUGCCUGGCCGCGUUCUUCGUUUAUUAUAGACGUCGGCCGCCUAUAGAAGACGCGCUAAUGUUGGCGUCUGCAUCCGGCAAUUUGAAAGGACAGCCACAAAUACAGCUGGGGAGCAACCAGGGCAGGAAGGGUUCUCGUUAUCUGACGGGGUGCGUGGGCAGCUGUGGCUUGGGCAGCAGCAGCAGCUGUCAGCAGCGUCUAUUGCCCGACAGCAGCAGCGGGUGCCUGAAUAGCAGUUGUGGCAGCGCUGCGUGUGCUGCACAUCUCAACGGUGGAGCCUGCCGAGGUGCGCAGCCUCUUGGAGCGUGCGAGAUGUUCUCCCUCACGCCUGCUGUUGGGGGAUCUCACUUCUCAUCAUCGUCGUCUUCCACGUCGCACUACCCCAAAGAGACGCUCAACCCCCCACCCACCCCCACGACACGCACGCCCGCGGUGCCUUACUGUCACGGCAGUUGCUACCAUCCCUUGCAGCAGAGCUCGUCCUCGAACUUGUCGUCCAUGGGGCAUCGCGGUGGUCAUCCCGUCGUGCUACCACUGGCCGCUGAACAUUCAUAUCGACACUACAAGACCAGAAACCGACCACCGCCACCCACCCCUUGCUCCACUGACGUGUGUGACGAUUCUGAUCUCAAUUCCACGACCAUCUUUACUUCCACCCCAUGUUACUCGUCCGACACCAACACCAAUGACCAGCACCGCAGCCAUCACUACCACACGCACCACCACCACCAUCCCAACUCCCCCAACACUCAGUAUUGCUCCUUCUCAUCCUUGCCUCACACUGAGUAUUACUGGGACUCUGAACCUGAUCCCCCACCACCAACCCCGCUAGCAACCAGCGACCGAGGCAGUCCUGCUACCAGACUCUUGGAUCCUUCCGAGCCUCUCCGUAGACCUGCAAUCCAGCCCGACACUGAGCUCCUAUUACUAGGGCCUCUGUCUGCCGUCCGUACUGACAGACGUUACUGUCCACCACCACCGUCUCCUGUUGCUUCUGACUGACGCCGCCUUGCUUCCAGUCCUGACAUCUCUCGUCUCUUUUUAAUUCAGUUUCAUCACGGUACAAAUUGAUAAAUAUUGUUAUUUCUUGCCAAUCAUGAGGUUAUGAAGAAUUUUGCUGGUUUGAGCUAUGCUUGCAAAUAGUCAUUUUAAGAGCCACAUAUGGUUUUUGCUCUGAUAACUGCACAAAUUUACCAAAUAAUUGAUCUAAUCAUUAUGAUAAAAAACUCUAAUGUUUCAAGACAUAUUUUGUCCCCUUCGGGCUGCUUACUGCAUAUUAUUUCAUUAAUUUAUUUUAAUUGCUAAAUUCAAUUUAUAACUCUCUCGAGCGCUGGACACCAACAAUAAGCGAUACAAUAACUACACUGGCCUGUCGUUCUCCUGGUCACGUGUAGUACUGUUGAACAUUUCUCGUGAUGAUGGAAAGUACGAUCUUGCCUUUAAAACGUGCUCAGUUUUUUAGUCAAAGUAAUUCUACAAUGAAACUAAUAUUUUUGUGAAAUUUCUUGAUUAUUUAACACUCUUAAUAGGCUACAUGUCACAAAUUGCUUGCUUGCCAUGCAUUUCAUGUGCUAGUGGAUGAACGAUGUGCUCUUUCUCAUCGAGUCUUCAUAGUGCGGGAGCUGAACGAAGCAAGCAGAAUUGAAAUGCAUUUUAUUAUUAUUAAACGGGGGCAUUGUUGGUGUUUAGUGUAAGUUUUUUGGGCCUCGUGGUCCUUUGAUCUCACAGCAAGAAACGAACGAAAACUUGAGCUAUCAUUGUAAUAUUUUUCAUGUUUUAACCCUGUUAACCCUCGACUAUAUGAUUGUUCUCAUGUUGUUCGCAACGAUUUAUUCUCUUCACUCGUGCACAAUUCUGCUGUAACUAGAAGUCUUUUUCAGUUUAGAGUGGUUACGUUCACAAACUUGUUAGCAGGUGUGGUCGGUUGAAAGGUAGUCCUCAUUGGUAUUGUUCUCUGCUAGGAUCUGAUGUACAAUUCUCGACAUAACAAGUGUACAAGUCAAUGAUGUCAUGGUGUGGUUUUGGGCGUAUACAGACCCGAUGGCUGAGGGCACCUAGUGAUCAUAGGAGCCUCACAUAUUGCAAAGAAGGAAAAAUCGUCACUUUCGGCAGCUAUUACAGGUUUUUUUUCCGGUGAUCUUAAAAUAAAGGAUUUCACGACCUACACUAGAAAACCAUAGUUUAUUCUAGAACAAACACGUCAGAGCCCUCCAAGGGAGAAUGGUCUCAAUUUCCGCACUUUAAUUGUCGUCUCGAGUUUUGCUCAUCAAAUUUCCUUCUCGUGCGUUUAACUUCAGAAAUUGUGUGACUUGACUGAUUUUCAAAGAUUAACAGACGAAGAUUGGCAUCUUCUUCCGUCUCUUUGAUUGCGCCUUGACAUAGAAUGACUUCAGCUGACGAUUGAUUUGAUCUCUUGCCACAUGGCAGUGCUUGUAUUAAAACGAAUACUGUUGCACGUCAAACCCUGACUAUUCUUUGAUAAUCAUGUCAUUGCCUCAAUAAAAAUAUCCUGAUUAAGCCGAAACGCUAUAAGUGAAUAUCUUAGCAGAAUGUCACAUUAAACUAUUGCUAUAGACUAUUGGCUAGAAUUUUUAUUUAGUAUCUUUUUUCGCGAUGUUCUUCAAAAUUUAGACGCAGAAGUUGCGUAUUUAGCCUAAAUAGAGUAAUUAUUUUAAUGAUCGUGCCUUCUAGAGCCGUGCCAUUUUCAAUUAUUCAGGUAUACCAUUCGCUACCUCAUUUUCCGACUAUUAGAUAAUUUGAGUAAUAAUAAUUUAGUUCAAUCUGUCCAAAGUUAACCCUGUGUCUUCUGAUGGUAGAUUGUUUAACCCUCCUGUAGUCUUCGGGUCAAAAUGAUUCGCAUUUCCAACCCUAUGUCAAGAAGGCAUAGAGCGUAUACUGGAAAUGAAGACAACGGAAGGGUUAACGAGCUUUUUCAUCUAUCCGUAGACAAAAGGUUUAAUAAGGGAGAAUUAUGUUUAUUUCUAUAAUGUUUAUAGUAUUUCUAUCUCUCAAAAUAUGUUCGCUACAUUUAAUAAUACCAAAGGCUCCAUCUGUAUAAAUAUAGUACAUAUUUAUUGUCAA
Molecule: messenger RNA, 8406 nt
Organism: Hyalella azteca
Lineage: Eukaryota; Metazoa; Arthropoda; Malacostraca; Amphipoda; Hyalellidae
Product: low-density lipoprotein receptor-related protein 5
Exons: 27
Coding region: 163-6327 (2054 amino acids)
Molecular function (GO): protein binding
Source: RefSeq, a predicted model, not a curated record